AGGCGGCGCGGAGACACGGCGGUUGCGGGCAGCCCCCGGCCCGAGAUCGAACCUAACCCAACCCAACCGAGUCGCCGCGCCAUGCCGGCCGCCGCCCCGCCGCCCCUCCACCCCGCGGCGGGCUCCUGCUGUCCCUACGGCCACUGCGCCGGAUGCCGAGGCUUGUUUGACCAUUCAUCACACAAUGCAAGUUCAAAAGUAAAAGAGAGGAAAUUACAAGGGACUUGUCCUCCUGUUGGUCGUGGAAACUAUGGAAAACCAUGUUUGAGUGAAAGCAGUCAUAGGUCCCCAUGUUUUAAUCCCCGGAAUGGUUUUCACACGAUACAUUCAGAGCACAGUCCUGUGAAGCCAAGGAUUAUUACAGUGGUGAAACCUGGCGGACGCACACUCAGAAGGAUAACCUUGCUUCUCAACAGGAGAUCGGUCCAGACCUUUGAACAGCUGAUGGCUGACAUUUCAGAAGCUCUGGGAUUUCCACGCUGGAAGAAUGACCGUGUGAGAAAGCUUUACAAUCUGAGAGGCAGAGAAAUACGAAGCGUUUCUGACUUCUUCAGGGAAGGCGAUGCAUUCAUAGCUAUGGGGAGGGAGCCCCUCACUUUGAAGAACCUGGAAGUGGUAUUACAAGAACUUUAUCCUGAAAAUCCUUAUGCUGCCAGUGCUGCCAUUCAGCAGAAUGAGGAACAGUCCCAAAAACUGAAGAGCAGACUGUAUGACAAGGCUUCAAAAGUGGACAGUGGCUUUGAUGAGACAGAAAUUACCAAGAACUGUGGCGAUGGCAUGUCUCCCAAACUGGUAGCUGGACAUGAAGGAAAAAGUCAAGCCAAGACAAAGCAAGAGGAAAAAAUGAAAACCAAAAAAAAGUGGACUAGAGAGAGCUGGGGUGGAGAGCAAGGAGUGAAGCCUUCUAGAAAAACACGAGAAAGUGAGAGGUACCUUAACCACGAGAGGAGUACCGAGGAGGGAUUAGAAGAGGCUUCAGAGGAGGUGGUGAGGUGUGAGAAGUGUGCACAGGAAAGGCAGGCCAGACAAAAAUUACAAAGGGAGAGGCAGGCUGAGGCCUCAUUUGAGAACAGAGACCUGAACACAGGCGCAUGUCAGAGGUACCAUGUAGAAAGAAAUACAAAAAUCAGGAAUUGCCGAAAAUCUUCAGAAACUUGUCUGGAAGGUGAAGAAGUUGGUUGGAAAGAUAAUGGCUGUAGGAGGACGUGGAAGUCCCUACAUAGGAAUAUUAAUGAAGGGCUGGAGAAGCAAAAAAGGAACAUUGAGAAGGAAAGGGAUGUGGAGAAACAUGAAAACCAUGGGAAGGAAGUAGUGAAAAUCAAGAAGAACGGUGUGGAAGGGCUGCAGCUAACUCAUGAAGCAAAGGAAGAGAACGGAAGUAGCUGCAUAAUGAACCAAAGUGGUUGGCUAAAGAGAGACACUCCAAGGGAUGCUGAGAAACCAUCUAAGGUUUCCACCCAUAGGGAGGGCAGAGAGGGACAAAGGGCUAAAGAGGAGGGUGCCAGAAGAGAGGGAAAUAUCACACAUAGAGAGUGUGACAUGACGCGGCGAGAAAGAACAGGGGAGCGCAGAGUGACUAAAGAAGAGAACAAGGCUCAGGGAUUGGAAAACAUAAGCCGGAGGCACACCAUUAAAACCAGAACUGAUGUGGAAAAACACUAUGAGAUUGGCAGAACUAUUGGAGAUGGGAACUUUGCAGUGGUGAAGGAAUGUCGCCAUUGUGACUCCAAUCAGAUCUAUGCCAUGAAAAUUGUUGAUAAAUCGAAGCUGAAGGGGAAAGAGGACAUGAUGGAAAGUGAAAUUCUAAUCAUUAGGAGUCUCUCUCACCCCAAUAUAGUAAGCUUAAUUGAAGUCUAUGAGACAGAAGCUGAGAUCUACCUAAUCCUAGAGUAUGUCCCAGGAGGGGACUUAUUUGAUGCAAUCAUAGAAAGUGUAAAGUUCACGGAGCAUGACGCUGCUGUCAUGAUCACUGACUUGUGUGAAGCGCUGGUUUAUAUUCACAGCAAGAAUAUUGUCCACAGGGACCUCAAACCGGAGAAUCUUUUGGUUCAGCAUAAUUCAGAUAAAUCUACUACACUGAAACUAGCAGAUUUUGGCCUUGCAAAGCAGGUUACGAAACCCAUAUUUACUGUCUGUGGAACACCAACGUAUGUUGCCCCCGAAAUACUUGCUGAGAAGGGCUAUGGACUUGAAGUAGAUAUGUGGGCAGCUGGUGUGAUCCUUUACAUUCUGCUCUGUGGUUUCCCCCCUUUUCGCAGUCAGGAUCGUGAUCAAGAAGAGCUGUUUCAGAUCAUACAGCUGGGUCACUAUGAGUUCCUUUCCCCAUACUGGGACAAUAUUUCUGCAGCAGCAAAAGACCUCAUAACCAGGCUGUUGAUAGUGGAUCCCCAGAAGCGCUACACAGCACGACAAGUCCUUCAGCACCCUUGGAUCAGAACAGCUGGAAAAACUAACAGCAGAAAUUUGCAGAGGGAAGUGACAAUAAAUAUUGAGCGUCAUUUCCGGGCCCAGCGCCGAAAGGAAGUUGCAGAUGAGGACACAUGAAAUCCCUUCAAGCUCAUUUAGUCGUCUUUUUAUUGAUUAGCAAAUUGUUUAAGUUUUCUUUUCUAAAUGAUUGGGACUUUAGUGUAUAGCUGUUGCUGGCCAUUGCCAUGCUUUUUUUUUUUUAUAAUUUUUUUUAUUCUGAGAUUCUGAAGAAAGACAGAGAUCAAACUUGCAUCCAUCUCCCUCUGAUGUUACUUGGGAGUCUGUCUGUUUACAGCAGAGGGGACUAGAUAUUUCCUGGAAGGUAUCUAUUAUUUUUGUUUAAAUACCAAUUUGGGCUAUUACACUACAAAACGUGUAUCUUUUAGGUGACAGAUGUUUGCUUCUGUGGCUGACAUGAGUGACGACUGUGAAAUGCUUUCUCUUGUCUUUUUUUGUAUGAUACCUUCCAGGAGUUUUGUGUUUAUAAUAUUUUCAAAAUUACUGUCUGCGUACACAUCCUGCACUAAUUCUCUAAACUGUCUUUUCACCAAUUCUUGCUAGCAGUGGAGAAGGUGAAGGAAUAAAAAAAAAAAAGUAAAUAUAUUCUUUAGCUGUAGGAUAUGUUAAAUAAGAAGCAAGACACUAUUUAUUAAGUUGUGAGGGAAGAAAAACUCUUAUAGACUAAAUCAGAUAUUUUAUGAUAUCUCCCUUGGCAACAUCUUUCAUGGGAUGCUCUCAUGGACAGGGCAAUAGACUGUACAAUGUUUAACUAUGGUAGUGCUGUGUAGUAUAGUUCUUCUGGGAAGUAGGAAGCUAAGCAAUUCUAAGGGAACUUUGGUUCUUUUCCCAAAGGUGCACUUACGGAAUGAUAACCCAAGUGGUUUUUCAUUCUAAUUUUUUUCUUAGGAGCCAUCCACAUGCAUCUGUGACUCUUCAGUGCUCAUGGAGAAGAGAGGGCUGGGAAGCUGCUUUUGUGACUUAAGUUAACGCUUACCUUCAUGGUCCCCCUUUCAUCAUCUUCACAGCUGAAUUGCUUUUAUGCACUUUUUCAGUGUAGUUUAACAAUUUUUUGGCUUGGUUUGUUUUUUUUGCCCUGUUCCCUUCCCUGGGGACUCUUUCUCCUUACUUCCAUGAGAAUGGCCAAUGGGAUAAAAUUACAUUAAAAUUCAACUUGGGGGAAAAACAACAACUUGUUGGCUAUGGAAGGGUCUCCCAGGGGAGGUGUCAGAUGCUUCAUUGCAUAUGUUUUUUAUGAUUUGAUUGGAUGCAGUUUUAAAGAAAUCCUGGGGGGGGAAAAUACAGGCCUGAGGAGGGCCGUGACCUAGAACAGCUUUUGAAUCUCAGAAUUUUUGGUUAACUAAUCAAAUCUAAAAAGCACUUGAGUUGUCUGUUUUAUAAUGCUUUGUCCAUGACUUCCAUGUGCUAGCAAAUAAUAUUGAUGUUAAAAUAUCAGUGGUAUUAGCAUUGAAUUCAUAGCUUGUAGAAAUGAAUUGAGGGUAUUUUACAAUUGCAGAGCGGCUGCUCUGCCUAUGUAUUUAAUAAUGAGAAAUGUCUGAAGCAUUUCAGAAUCAGUAGAACAUUUUCAUAAUUAAAUGAACCAGAGUGUCCUUUUUGGUGA
Molecule: messenger RNA, 4084 nt
Organism: Chroicocephalus ridibundus (black-headed gull)
Lineage: Eukaryota; Metazoa; Chordata; Aves; Charadriiformes; Laridae
Gene: DCLK3
Product: doublecortin like kinase 3
Exons: 5
Coding region: 82-2544 (820 amino acids)
Biological process (GO): intracellular signal transduction; peptidyl-serine phosphorylation
Cellular component (GO): cytoplasm; nucleus
Molecular function (GO): protein kinase activity; ATP binding
Source: RefSeq, a predicted model, not a curated record